AUGCAUGGUGGGGGACGGGUGGGCGUCGGGGCGGAGCCGCGGGGCACUGUGGGAAAGAGAGGCAAAGAGCGCGGUGCAUGCAUGGAGGAGCGGGAGCUGCAGGAGCGCGAGUUCUUCUCCUGGGAGGAGUUCAGCGGCUUCUUCGACGCCUGGUGCGAGCAGCGCAAGGUGCUGUUCUUCGUCAAGAACUCGGUGCCCCUCGCCAAGUGCAAGUGGGCCAGCGGGCCGCCCCUGCCCUCCGUGGUGGACGCCCUCAAGUACAGCUCCGUCAGGCUCGUCUGCAAGGAUGUGCGCGGACCCGGAAAGGCCGACGGAGGCACCCCCCAGAAGGGCUGCACGGCCUCGAUCGUCCUGAAGAUGAGCCCCCGGCGGGACCGCCUCGUUGUGACCGAGUGCCGGCUGGCUCACAACCACGCCCUGUGCCCCAUCGAGUUCGCCUACUACUUCCGCAAGGGCUACCUCCUGGCCAACUCCUGCCUGCCGGUCCGCACCACCAACAAGAUCUCCAAGCAGUUCGUGGCCCCGGCCGACGUCCGCCGCCUCCUCUCCUACUGCAAGAGCCGGGCCCACGGGGUCCUCGACGCCCUGCGGGUGCUGGAGUGGCUCUUCGCCGGGGACCCCGGGGCCAAGGUGAAGCUGGUGUUCGUGGAGGACCAGGUGAUCGUGAAGACGGUCUUCUUCCUGACGUCGGCCAUGAUGGCCCUGCUGCGGCGGUACCCGCUCAUGCUCUUCUUCGACCGCAUGCUGGGCCUGAACGAGGAGCUGGACCUGUACACCGUCCUGUGCGUGGACGGCACCGGGCGCGGGCGCGAGGUGGCCUGCUGCCUGACCCGCAAGGCCACCCCGGACCUGCUGCGCUUCACCCUGGCCUCGCUGGUGCAGAGCGUGCCGGAGGUCAAGCCCCGAGUCCGCUGCGUCACGGUCGGCGUCGAGGUCGGCCCCCAGCUGGAUGCCGUCCGCGAGCUGCUGCCCAACGCCCGCGUCCAGAUCUGCCGGGCCCAGGUCCUGGAGACGCUGUUCAGCAAGGCCCAGGAGCUGGGGGCCGGCGAGGACGGGCGGCUCUGGCCGCUGCUGUGCCGCCUGGCGGGGGCCCCCUCCCCGGCCGCCUACGGCCGGGCCCGCCGGGAGCUGGGGGCCUCCUGCCCCGCCGCCUUCGUCAGCUACUUCGAGCGGCGCUGGCAGCCGCGCUGCCAGAUGUGGGCCCGGUUCUGGGCCUUCGAGACGGCGCGCAACGUCAACGCCUGCGAGCUGGUCGGCCAGCACCGCCGCCGCCUCCUGGCUGGCCUCAGCCCUUCCCCCACCGUGGCCCAGUGCAUCCUGGACCUGGUGGCCCUGCAGCGGGAGGAGGGGGACGACGACGACGAGGACGAGGAGGACGACGACGACGAGGAGGAGGAGGAGGAGGACCCCGGCGGGGGCCGGACGGAGAGGGCCGGAUGGGAAACGGCACCUCCUCCGGAGGGGGAGGCGGAACCGUCGCCCGGACGAGACCCGGAGGUUUCUGGGUGGGAGUCGGGGGCGUCCAGACCGGAGCCCGGGGACCCGCGGGCACCUCCACAGGGGUCUAGACGGGGGGCCGGGUUGGCACCCGGCCGGGAGACGGACCCUUCCCCGGGGGAGACGGAGACGUCCGGGUGGGAAACGGGCCCGGAGCUGCCGCCGGGGGGGUCGGGCGGGGCGACGGCGGAGGGCGAGGGGCCGGAGGUGGCGUGGUUCCGGGCGGCCUGCGGGGCGGAGGGGGCGGGGCUGGUGGCGGAGGAGCUGGGCUUCGCCCGGCAGCACGGGGCGCGGGGGUUCCGGGCGGCGGCGGGCGGCGGGUACGCGCUGCGGGACGGGGCCUCGGAGUUCCGGCUGGACGGAGCUCUGACGCGCUGCUCCUGCUCCAUCCACGCCACCCGCCACCUGCCCUGCCGCCACCUCUUCGCCGCCCGCAUCCUCACGGGAGCCGCCCUCGUGGACGUGGCGCUGCUCAGGGACAGCUGGGCCGGGGCGGACGGACCCUGAGGGGGCCCCGGCUCCGCGGCCCCCCCGCCUUCCCUCGGCCCUGGGGGGGGUGGGGUUGCCCGGACCUUUCCGGGUGUCCGACGGACCGAGCCGGGACGCCUGGGUGAUCGUCCUAGAGAAGCGGCGUGGCUCAGCGGAAAGAGCCCGGGCU
Messenger RNA from Tachyglossus aculeatus (Australian echidna), 2155 nucleotides. RefSeq names its product zinc finger SWIM-type containing 9 (gene ZSWIM9). NCBI's taxonomy places the organism in Eukaryota, Metazoa, Chordata, Mammalia, Monotremata, Tachyglossidae. The record is from RefSeq and is a predicted model, not a curated record. The transcript is spliced from 4 exons. The coding region runs from base 1 to 2004 and encodes 667 amino acids. Gene Ontology annotation, molecular function: zinc ion binding.